ACACGGCUGUACCCUGGCAAACCCUGCCUUGGCAGCAGGUGCAGAGUGCAGCUAAUUGAAAACCUGGCGAAAUAUGAAUUAUGUUUUCCUCGCGCUUUUUCUCCAGAGGAAUUAACGACUCUCAAUUCCAGCACACACAAGCGAUGCCCGCGUUCCUCUGGGCCGUUCCCGGUGCGGAGCGACACGCCCGGGUCCCGCCCGAGCGCUGCGGUGGGACCGGAACCCCGGGGCAGCAUCGCAUUCCCCCGUUCCCAUCCCAUUCCCAUCCCCAUCCCCGCCGCCGGCGGAGGGCGGGCGCUGCCGCAGUCGCUCACCUGCGGGGGCGGCCCCUCCGCCCGGCCCGGCCCGGCCCGGCCCUGCCCGAACAUGCGCCGAGGCUCCGGCUGCCGCCGCUCCACACACACCAUGCGAGCGGGCUGCGGCGGCCGCCGGGGAGCAGCAGCAGCAGCGCCAGCCGUGCCCGUCGCUCUCCCGCCCUCUCCUCAGCCGCUGCCCGUCGCGACGCCUCAUGGACGCCCAGCCGGCCGGCAGCGCCGGUACCCGGUCAUCUACAUCAGACCUCAACGUGGCACUGCGUGAAUGUAUGGCAGCUCUGGAUUUAUUUCUUAACAACAAGUUCUCAGAUGCUUUGGCUUCUCUACAAGCAAAAACUAAAGAGAGCAUGUAUCAUGCCCUGACCUAUGCCACCAUACUGGAGAUGCAGGCUAUGAUGACAUUUGAUCCUCAGGACAUACUGAAUGCAGGGAACACAAUGAAGGAAGCUCAAGCCACCUGUCAAAGAUUUAGGAAGAAAUCUACUGUAGCUGAUUCUUUCAACAACCUUGUGCAUAGGCAAAGCCUUGAACACUUCACUGAAGAGGAAAUCCAUGCAGAAAUUUGUUAUGCUGAAUGUUUACUUCAGAGAGCAGCACUCACAUUCCUCCAGGAUGAGAAUAUGGUCAGCUUCAUAAAAGGAGGCAUCAAAGUCCGAAACAGUUACCAAACCUACAGGGAGUUGGACAGUCUCAUACAGUCCCCACAUUAUGUCAAAGGAGAGAACCAUCUUCAUUUUGAGGGAGGUGUAAAACUUGGAGUUGGAGCAUUUAACCUGACAUUGUCCAUGUUUCCUGCACGGAUUCUGAGAUUACUGGAGUUUGUUGGAUUUUCUGGGAAUAAGGAACAUGGUCUGCUGCAGCUUCAAGAGGGAGCAUCUUCAUACAGCUUUAGGUCGGUGCUGUGUACCAUGCUGUUGCUUUGCUAUCAUACUUUCAUGACCUUUGUGUUAGGGACAGGAAAAGGAAAUGUUGAGGAGGCAGAAAAACUACUUAAGCCUUACUUGGCACGCUAUCCAAAGGGAGCCAUAUUCCUGUUUUUUGCAGGCAGGAUAGAAACACUAAAGGGUAAUAUUGAUGCGGCAGUCAAUAGGUACGAGGAAUGCUGUGAAGCUCAGCAGUACUGGAAGCAGUUUCAUCACAUGUGCUACUGGGAGCUGAUGUGGUGCUUCACCUACAAGCGCCAGUGGAAGAUGGCUUUUUUCUAUGCAGACCUGCUGAGCAAAGAAAACACUUGGUCAAAGGCUACUUACAUUUACAUGAAAGCUGCUUAUCUCAGUAUGUUUGGACCAGAUGACUGCAGUCCUUUUGGAGACAGCGAAGUUGAAUUAUUUAGGAUUGUUCCCAGCCUGAAACUGAAAAUUGCAGGGAAAUCUCUGCCCACAGAAAAGUUUGCAAUUCGGAAAGCACGGCGGUAUCUUUCUUCAAACCCCAUUCCUUUGCCUGUCCCACCUUUGGAAAUGAUGUAUAUCUGGAAUGGCUAUGCUGUAAUUGGAAAAUGUCCCAACUUAACAGAAGGCAUGUUAGAGACUUUAAAUGAAGCAGAAGAAGCAUUGGCAAGAAGUUCAGCUACAGAACUACUGGCAGAUGACCGGUGUGUGAUAAAGCUGUUAAAGGGAUUAUGCUUCAAGCAUUUGGGCAAGAUCUCAGAAGCAGAAGACCACUUUAAUUACAUCUAUUUAAAUGAGAAGAAGAUAAAAUACGACCAUUACCUAAUUCCAAAUGCCUUGCUGGAGCUGGCAAUACUGUAUCUGGACCAGGAUAGAAGAGAAGAAGCAAUAAAACUUCUGGAAAAAGCAAAACAAAACUACAAGAAUUACUCCAUGGAAACAAGGACACAUUUCAGAAUUCAAGCGGCCCUGCACCAAGCCAAAUCCGCCCCAGAAAAUGGAAUGCACUGUGGAGCCUCGGCAGUGUCGUAACUUUUUCUUCUUUGAUGUUCUGUUUGUUGAAAACUUUGGUGCAGAAAAUUACUGACACUUCAGAAUUAUUUUUCCUUUUCUUUCAAGUCAGUGAAAAACCAAAUAACUUAAAAUUUCAAAGGUGAUGCAUAAAAGAUUAAUCUAGUGUAAAAACAUGGCAAAAAAUCUCUCAAACCAACCAUAACCCUGAAAAAUAUUGUUUUUCCAACAGUGGCUUUUUGACACUUGGACACACCUCCAUGUGUGUAAUUAAUUUUUCAAUUGUGUGCCUUUUUCUUGCAUUUGCAACAUUAUGUUGUAGCUUGCUUAGUAAAAGGGGAACAUUUGAAAAAAAAAAACCAAACAGCAAAACUUUAAGAUUUCCAGAUUUAAUCUGUUACUUGUAAAUGUUUGUUUGCAUCCAUACUGCUAGCAGCUGAGAAGGAAGCAUUGCUUUUUCCCAGUACCUGCUUAGUUGGAAUGGUGGGAGAAAAUCUCACAGCAGGGAGGAGCUCUGGAUCCUGGGCAUGUCUAGUUGUGCACAGGAAGCUUCUCUUUACCAGAAGAGAAAUAUUCUCUUCCCAUUUUUGCUUCUGUAAGAACCCUGCUGGUGAAAAGAACGGUCUCCCUUAUGCAAGUACCUUGACUUCUUCUUGAGUUUGGUUUUCCUGUCAAGUCUGCUGCUUGUAGCAGCUGAAUUAAUUUACUGAGGAUUGCAAGGGGAAAGGUGGUGAUGGCAUAAAACUGCAUCACUUCUUCUUUGACAAUGGGAGGUUCUUAGGAAAUGUCUUUUGUCAGAAUGAACAUGAUCUGAAGCUUAUGUCAAAUAGAAAGCACAAGUCCUUGAAGGUCAUUUAGGAGAUGGCAACACUGCAGUGGCUGCUCUCAGGAUUCCCAAGCUGAGAUGUCCCUGUUGCACAAGGCUGAUGUUCCCUGUGGGAGGAAGCCGGGGCUGGAGCAGGCUCCCUCAGCACAAAGGACAAAGCUCUUUAUCUUUCUGCUCUUUAUUGAUCUUUUGGGAGGUUUUUUGUGUUAGGGGCUUUGAGAAUAGAGCAAUGAGCUGGGUCUGCUUUACAGUGCUGCCAUGGAAUUCCUGCUUUGUUGGAAAACUGGUAAAGUCAGUGGUACCACAACUUUGCCUCCUGCUUGCUUUCUCCAGGCUAGCUCCAUGUCUGUAUGCCUCUGGGGUUUUGGGGCACACUUCUACCUCCCUUUUGAAAGAGCUUCUUCCCCAUGACCCAUUCUGAUGGGUGGAGAUGGGAGGUCUUCUGACAGCCCUUUCUCUCCAAUGGAGACGUUUGUCAGGAAGAUUCAUAUCUAUGUACCUCUCAGUGCAUAUCCUUUCUAAAGUGAUUGUUCCCAGCGGAAAAGAAAUUUGACAGUUUAUAGCUCUGCUUUUGCCUCCUCAAAGGAAAUAAAAUUGUUUUGUAACUGUAGAUUAAUAUGCAAGGAGACAGAACCACCAGUUCCUCAACAUGGAGAACUUGAUUAUCUUAAAAAUAGAUGCCCUUUAUAAAAGUCUUUGCAAGUUAAAAAUCAUAGAUGAAGAAUGCGUUUUUUAAAGUGACUUUCUCAGAUAAAUUCAGUUCUGAUAAAUUUCUUGAUUCAGAUAAAAUUCAGUAUAAACAGUUACGCUAUUUACAUGCUGCACAUCAAAACUUCAGUGUAAAAAUUCAGUCAUUCUUUGUAUAGAAUAAAAAAAGUUUCUUGUUCUACUUCAUGCAUAU
Molecule: messenger RNA, 3939 nt
Organism: Camarhynchus parvulus
Lineage: Eukaryota; Metazoa; Chordata; Aves; Passeriformes; Thraupidae
Gene: TTC39A
Product: tetratricopeptide repeat domain 39A
Exons: 18
Coding region: 509-2233 (574 amino acids)
Molecular function (GO): protein binding
Source: RefSeq, a predicted model, not a curated record